CAGAAAACAAUUCAUUAUUUUCCUCAAGAUACACAUCGUGAACAAUAAUGGCAAUGACCAAGAAACUAAUCAUAACACUUCUCCUUCUCAUCUCCAUAGCUUUCGUCCAUUGUUUGGCCUUCCAUGUGGAGCUCGAAGAGUUCAAGCCACCGCAGCAAGAGGAACAAGAUGUUCAUGGCGGGGGCGGCUCAAGCAAGGGAUGGCAGGAGGAGUUAUCGGAGUUUCCCUACCACUUUAAGAAGCAGAGUUUCAAGAAUUGGUUCCAAUCGAAGGAAGGUUUUGUGAAAAUGUUGCCUAAGUUCACAAAACGUGCACCGAAUCUCUUCCGUGGGAUCGAAAACUACAGAUUCUCGUUGUAUGAGAUGGAGCCAAACACUUUCCUUGUGCCUCUCCACUUGGAUGCCGAUUCUGUGGUGAUAAUACUACAAGGUCAAGGAGUCGCUGAGUUUGUGACGGCUAAAACAAAAGAAUUGUUUCACUUAACCAAAGGUGAUGUGGUAAGACUCCCUUCCGGCAUCACCCACUUUGCCAUCAACACUAACCAGACCGUUCCUCUUCGCUUCGCCAAGAUCACCAUCCCCGUCAACAUCCCCGGCCAGUUCCAGAAUUACUUCUCUGCUCCAUCCCAGUUUCAGCAAUCCUAUUUCACAGGGUUCAGCAAAGAAGUCCUCUCUGCCAGUUUCAACAUACCGGAAGAGUUGGUAGGGAGAAUAUUUUUUGGGUCACAACAAAUGGGACAAGGGAUUUUGCGAAGAAUUACUCCAGAGCAGAUCAAGGAAAUUACCGAAAAUUCUACUUCUCGUUCAAACAAAGACAAAGACAAGAGCACGAAGUUUAGCCCUUUCAAUCUCUUUACACACGAUUCAGUUUCAAGCUACACCAACGACUUUGGUCAUUUCCACGAGGCACAACCUGACAGUUUUGAUCAAAUCCAAGACCUUCAAAUCGCCGUCACAUGGACCAACAUGACACAGGGUUCCGUGUUCCUUCCUCAGUAUAACUCUAAGGCAACGUUUGUUACGUUCGUGGAGAAUGGUUGUGCCCGCUAUGAGAUGGCUUCUCCGUAUUCAUUCCAAAGAGAGCAACAACAACAACAAUGGUGGCCUGAACAAGGAGGAGAAGAGGAAGAAGAUAUGAGUGGACAAGUACACAAGAUUGUCUCAAGAGUGUGUAAAGGCGACGUCUUUAUCAUUCCGGCAGGUCAUCCAUUCACUAUAGUCUCACACGACGAAAACUUUGUCUCGGUAGGGUUUGGUAUUUAUGCAUCCAACUCCAUAAGAACGUUCCUUGCAGGGCAAGGGAAUGUGUUGAGCAACCUCGACACGGUAGCCACGAGAGUGGCGUUUGGUGUAAGAAGUAAAGUUGCGGAGAAACUUUUCACGAGCCAAAACUAUUCCUACUUUGCGCCUACUACUCGUAGCCAUCAACAAACUUGAGAGAAACGCGAGCCAUCGUUCCUAUCAAUCUUCAGCUUCGCUGGUUUCUGAGAAUGCGUUUACAAGUUGCUACGAAUGAAAAGGUUUGGUAUAUAUAUCUGGCGAUGUAAUAAAAAUAAAAAUAAAAACGGAGGAUUGGUAGACUUUGCUUUUGGAGCUUAUUAUAUAUGAAAAGGUUUGGUAUAUAUGUUCUA
This is a messenger RNA of Camelina sativa (false flax), 1630 nucleotides long. Its product is annotated as vicilin-like seed storage protein At3g22640. NCBI's taxonomy places the organism in Eukaryota, Viridiplantae, Streptophyta, Magnoliopsida, Brassicales, Brassicaceae. The record is from RefSeq and is a predicted model, not a curated record.